This is a messenger RNA of Cuscuta epithymum, 1738 nucleotides long. NCBI's taxonomy places the organism in Eukaryota, Viridiplantae, Streptophyta, Magnoliopsida, Solanales, Convolvulaceae. The record is from the annotation of a GenBank genome assembly.
UUACAGAGGUCGUAGCCUUGGCCACGGACAGACGUAUGUGUACACAAUUUACAUCACGUGUACGGAGGGGACAGCGCCUUAGCCACGGACAGACGUAUGAAGUAUGAACCUCCACUCCACUCUCAAGAGUAUCACUUGCCAUCGCGUCGGGUAAUCUGGUUCUCCAUUAUUCAAUCCAUGUACAUUUUCUCAUCGAAUUCUCACAAUUUCUUUGCUCAAAUUUGUCUAUAGCGUCUGCGAAGAUGGAAACCGCAAAGAAUUCCAACCGGCAGCCGGAGGUGCUCUGGGCUCAGCGUUCCGGUAAGGUCUACCUGACAAUCUCUUUGCCGGAUGCCAAAGACGUUUCCAUCACGCCAGAGUCGACUGGACUCUUCGCAUUCUCCGCCGUCGGCGCACACGGAGAACCAUUCUCCUUCACUCUUCACCUCUUCGGCAACAUUCUCCCUCAGGCUUGUAAGACAAAAAUUAGUUUGAGGAACAUUCGGUGCUCAAUUCAGAAGGACCAGAAGUCUUGGUGGCCAAGGUUAUUGAAGUCUGAAAACAAGCCUGCUCCUUUUAUUAAGGUCGAUUGGAACAAGUUUUGUGAUGAAGACGAUGAAGAGUCUUCUGAUGUGGACAUUGAUGAUGAUUUUGCGUAUACUGGUGAAGAUGAUGAGAGCAGUGAUGAUGGAGGAAUGCUGUAUCUUCCUGACCUGGAGAAAGCUAGAGCGAAUUAUUAAUGCAAUAUGGUGAACCUUCAAGAAGCACAAGUUAGCCAAAUGUAUUUCUUGAGUAUUGUUUUUAAAAAUUUGGCUUGCCUAACAAAUUAUUAGUAGGUGAUGUUUUGGGUCCUAUAUACAUAUAUGGGUAUGUAUAUGUUUACCUCACCCUCUCCACUAUAUAUAAGCUCUCUGACUUGACAAGCUUACACUGGCUCCCCGCAGCCCGUUGGGCAGCAAUUUGAAUAGGGGGUAUGCUCUCAAAAGCUGCGGCUUUAUGUGAUCAGCUCUUCAUGCAGUUAGUCAAAUAGUCCAUAUUUUUCUUAAAAAAAGAGUUGGGAAAUACGAGUCGCAGACUCACAGAGUAUUACAUGUAUUGGUGGACAUUCAACAUGAAAAAUGACAAGAGCCGGAUGUGGAGCCAAAUGUGGAGGCGUAUAAGCAUGGAGAAUGAAUGGGUAAUAAAUAAAAAUGACAUAAAAAUGGCUUGUGGAAGUUAGUGAAAUUUUAAUGAGUUUACUCAUUAAUUGUUUUUUCUUGAGGAAAGAAACUUGAUUCAUUAAAAUUCAAACAUAGAUUACAAUAGUUGAAGUGUUGAAGUGUUGAACUAUAGCCAUUGGCUUGAAAGAGAGUGAGUGUGAGACUGAGAAAUGAGAGUGCCUAAAGAGACCUCUGUGAUUGAUGAGCUGAUGGUGUGCAACUCCUUAUUAGUGAUGCUAAUGUUUUUGCUUCAAAAAUGAAAGACUACAAUGAUCAGUUUGACAAGCUACCAACAAGUAACAAAAGAGGUACACCUUGAUAUGUGUCCGGGUACUUCGGGUCUGACCAGCUCAGUAAAAUUUGAAAUACUCCAAACAGUCCUGCUACAUCAAAACUCAAAACUUUGUUUCCCGACGUUAUGUGUUGGGUUCCAAUUUCGUUGGAAACAUUGGGAAUGUGUAAAUGUGUAUAGACACAAGUACUAUAAGCAGUGUCUAUCUAAUAUUCUAAUAUGAAUGAAUGCAGUUGCAACCCAAAGUCCACUACUUUUUUUAUUUCCG